CACAGACUCCAUGAAUUGAUGCCCAUCUCCUAAAUAUUUGGUCCCAUGAUCAAUUUCUUUUACCAUUUCUAAGCUACAGGGGGUGGCUCAACUUACCUUUUGGCUCAACUUACCCCACUCUCCCCUGUUCGUGAGCCCCCUUGACUCAAAACGUGGUCGUGGUUUCUUUCUGGCGCCAUCUAACGGAUCACCGUUAACCGUUAACCGUUAACAGCCAGCACCAAAGUUAGCCUCAUCCAGGUGAGUGGCAGCAUGCUAAAUCUCAUGGAAGACCGACAGGAUAGAGUGAAAUAUGUCUUGAUUCGUAGUUGCUUCGUUACACUGUUUAUAUUUAGCUGUGUUUGAUCACGUAAUUUUUACUUUCCUCAGGGGAAACGAACUACCGGCAGUUAGCAAGUCGCAGCAGACAGUGAGCUGUUAGCUAGCUUUCGGCACAGAGCCAAAGCAAUGUUAGCUGUCUUUUACCCCCUGGUUAAGUGAUUACCUUUGCUACAAAGAACGUUUACUGUAUAAAUUUGUAAUCAAGAAGUAACAACCGUCAACCCAAGUUAGUAAACAGUUGACUGAAUGUAUCAGCUCCAUCAAGGCAGUGCGACAUCUAAGUCAGACUGAGAAAAGCUAGGAUGAUAAAAGCUUCAAACUAAGAUGGAGAAACUUCUCUAAAGUUACAACUUAGUGGAGAAGUUUCAGGAAACUAUGGGGUCUGGAAGAGGAUAUAGGUGUUACCAUGUGUACAAAAUUUCAUAGCAUUUAUCCAAAAGUUUAAUAACAAAAAUCUUAAUUUUUACUAAUAUCUCUAAGAAAUGUGGGUUCAUUAAGCCUGCUCAGAUCUGUUGUUCCACCUGUUUUUUUUUUUUUUUUUACUGUAUUUGGUACAGUAAAUAAAAGAAACUUGGCCAAGCUUAGACACAUAACCAACACUGCUGCCAAGAUCUUGGUCUUUCCACCCCAAUCUUUAAACACUUGAGCCAUAAAUCACCCACAAACUCCACUUCUUAUGGUAUGCCCUCAAGGAGGAGGUACAAAAUCCCAAUAUGCAACAGGCCCACUUAAGAAAAGGUCAUUCCAUGAAAUUGGUGCCUUUUGCGUCCUCAAGAAGUAAUAAUUUCGUUGUACUGGUUACAAUGACAAUAAAGGACUAUUCUAUUCUAUUCUAUUCUAUUCAGUCAUAAAAUUAUGAUAACAAGUUGAUUUGUAAUUUAAAAAUAUGACAUUACAAUGUCUCCUCUCCUUAAUAUAACAUCAAAUUAAAGUCAAUUAAAUAUCAUUUUAAAUAAUUAAAAUUACUUUCAUGCCAAUGAGGAUGAGGUUUUUGGCCUGUCCCUCACUGCUAUUGUUGUACGUAUACAGGACUUUACACUUGUAAAAUGUUGGCAAAACAUUAAUUUUUUUUUACAUUUACAUAUUGUUUUAAGUAUGAUCUUAUUGUUAAACAGUUUUUUUUGGUAAUAAUAUAUCUUGGUCAUUAUAAAUAUUUACCAAUUUAUCAGCGUCCCCUGAUUUCAUGUCAAUUAUUCACAUAGCCACUGUGAGUUUCUAUGAUGUAUGUCAUUUUUGUAUGUCAUAUGGCUUCUUAAGCACUUUUUGUUUGCUUCUGUAUCAGUUUCCAGUGAAAAUUAAAUUUCUCCCAGUCUUCUACUCUUUAACUCUACAUUACAGGUGACACGAUGCCUCAGAAUAACAUGAACUAUGAGGGCAGAAGAAGAGGAGAAUGUCACAGCUUCCGUAAAGCCAACGCACAGGUCAAUGGACAUUUCCCAGGCACAGAUUUGGUAAACGGAGCUGUUUUUCGCAAUAGCUGCCCAGCUGCUGCCAUGAGAACCAGUGAGAGGACACACAUUCGUGCAGAGAAUAGUGUCAGACCACAGGGCAUGGUUAAUGGUUAUUUCAACCAUGAGUGGAGAGGCUUUGGUGGGAGAGCAGCGCAACCAAGUACAAGCAUGAGACAGAGAGGCACAGUUUCAGCUGUCACUGAUGCCCCUGCAUAUGGCAGGACUAUCAGAGCAGGUGUUCAAGGUGGUGUCUCAGUGACUGGUAACACUGUAUCUUUGCACUGUGAUUCUGAUCAAAUGAAGCCAAAGUUGAGCCUCAGAGGAGGGGCUAAGAACCGUGGACGAUGGAUGAAAUUCAAAAACAAGAGGAGGUGAGAUACCCGCUUCGCAGCUGCUUUGAAUAAUCAAAACGCACAUUCCACCCACAUAACCUGAGAGUUAGCUGUGACAAGGCUGGUUUAGACACUUGAAUCGGUUAAAAUGAAAGUGUAACUGUUAUAGUUGACAGAUGACAGUGAAAAGUGACAGUAGACAGGGUUUUUGUAAGGGGUUUGCCAACUUGAAAUGAGCCUAAUCUGCCAGGAGAGAACAUUCAGUCCCUGAAUUUUGUCUGAGAAUUUGUACUGUUUAAUAUUUAAGGAGUGAACCUUUCUAUUUUUUAUUUUAUUUACAGCUGCUGUAGUCUUAGUAAACAAGAUGUAUGUCAGUCUCAUGUCUGUCUGUUAGACAGGGAUAAAGCCUGCUGUCUUUAGACUGACAAUAAGAAGCAGCAUGUUGUGCGUUUACCCCAGAUGAAACCCCAAACUGAUUUUCCUACAAACAGGACACAAACAUGCUCGCUGUUUCUCCAGUGUUUUCAGAAUCCAGGCGGCGCUUAUCUGCUGCAGCCUGCUGAAGCCCAUUCUGCUUCUUAAAUGUACAACAACUAUAAUUAAUCUUAAUGCCCCAUGGUGUAAUAUUUAGUGAGCAUGUGGUGACAAGCAACCGUUGAGUCAGUAACCUCAAAUACUGAUGUCAAGAUUUAGCUGAUAACACCUCAAUGAUUCCAUAGAAUAAGAAUGAAUGUAAUGAUCUUUCAAUCUUCAGCAGAGAUAGUGAAGUCAACCGUCCAAAGAUACCCACACCAAUACUACCACAGGAAGACUGGGAGAAGGAAAUCACAGAGGUCACAGUGGCUGACCGGAAGAAGAUGAGCUCUGGGAUCGAUCACUAUGGUAAAGAAAAGACAUCUUAAUUUUUCUGCAUCUUUCUGAUCAGCAUUCAUAUUUGGUUGGUCAGUUUGAGGGGAGAAGCAGUCUACUCUAAGUGAGUGUUCACACACACACACACACACACACACACACACACACACACACACACACACACACACACACACACACACACACACACACACAGUGAUCAGAGGUGACCAGUGUCUGAGGUCGCAGCACCAAACUCCAUCAAAACACCUGCUGCUCUCUCAAAGUUAGAUAACAGGAGUUAUCAGGAUCUAUUACAAACUUUGCAGUGUCAGCUCAUUCCACAUGCUUUUUACUUCAACCAUACACAAUACUAUCCUGACAGUUUGUUUUACAGAUCAUAUCUACUGUGACAUCUGUGGGCCUUUUGUUAACAAAGAAUAACAUCAGUGUUAUCAUUGAAGACGCUGCUUUAUUUAAGUUAGCUUGUAAAUUUAGAUCCCUUUAUUUCUUUGACUCAGAAGUCUAAAUGAGGAAAAUUCAGAUAAUAAACUCAUAUUUUUUCUUGGUCCUAAUCAUAGACUGUAUAUAUUAUGGACAACUUGGUUCCACCUUCCGCCUGUAUACGGAUUUGAAGCCAAAUAGCUCUCGGUAUUUCCGGGAUUUUUCUUCAUUUCCUGAAACCAGCGCUGCACAGUAGCGAUGCGCGCAUUCGCCAGCGCAGUCGCAGAGAGUCACUGUGAUGACGCUUGGCUCAAACAGCGUAUCCCCCGGGAGAGCUACGCAAUCCCUAAACACCCAUAGGCUGUAUCAAGUGUCAAUCAUAGAAAACAUGAACCCCCUAAUAAUUUUUAAAAAUGGAGCUGUACAGAAAAAAGAGGACUUGAACACAAACCAGUCUUACUGUAACUACAUGUCAACAUCACAAGCAGGGGGGAGAAAAAAUUAUGUUCUGUGUAAUAAAUUUCUAAAGUUUGUCCACAGUUCCAUAAACUUUGCUGGCGGAGGCGUGAUUUAUGACCUAUACUGCAGCCCAUCAACAGAGGGUGCUGUUCUCGGAUUGGCUUCACCCAGCGAGGAGGCAGACUCUGUCCAUUCUAUAUACAGUCUAUGGUCCUAACCCACUUCUGUAUGAUCACUAUUGUCUUGCUCAGGCAAUAAAAAGGAGGAGACGGUAAAUUGUAUGACAAGAGACAUCCAUUUUUUUGCCUGUUGAAGUGUACAAUGUAAAGAUGUUUAUGUCUCAUCUUGCUAGAACUGAAUGAAAACUACAGGAUGGAAAGCAGAGAGGGAGUAUUUGUAAUAUAUAUUUUUAGAUGAAUCUCGCAAGAAGCUUUGUGUGGGCGGAGGACACUCACUCAUUGGUCCUUUGUUUCCCCGUUUAGAUCCUGAAGAUCUGCUCGAUGAUGAUCUGCGGAUUUUGACGCUCAAGCAGCUGGCCACAGUUCCUCCAUCGAUGAGGCUUGGAUACUGCCCAGCCGUACACCACCCUCGCUCCCUCCACUGGUCCUGCUACCUUCCUCCCCCUGAUCCAGACCUGUUUGCAGAUGCUGAUGAUUAAGCAACAAGUAUGCGUUCAAGUUAGAUGAAGUUUUAGAAAGCAUUGUUCACAUAGAAAAAUUAACUGAGGAGUUCUGCUGUAAGUGCGGUUUGCUUUUUGGCAUAAUGCAGAUUUUUGGGUUGUGGGUCAGAUGUUUGGAUCUUGGAUUGUGCCCAUGUUUUCCAAAUUUGUUGAAUUGAUCUUUUUCCUUCAUCUGAACCAGGGAAGAAAAGUGAUUUGGAUUUGGAAACAUCUUUGGUGGGAUAUACUAUGUAGUCUGCUUGAUUCUUUUAUGGUAGAUUUUAUUUAAUGUAUCAAACUUUUACCUUUGUUUAAUAUUGCAAUAUAUUAAUUUGUUAAGCUUCUGUGAUCUUAAAAGAAUGAUUUUAGCUCUCUGCUCUACAUUUGUGUUGUCACUGAAACUGCUUUUGCCUCUUCAAUUUCAUACUCUUGUAUUUUCAGAAGUCGUCCAAAAACUAGAAGUUGUUUUCAUCUAAUAUUUUUUUUCCUUUCCAAAUACCCGACAUAAGUUACCUUUUGAGCAGUGAGGUUGUUUUUAAUGAUUGUUAAUUCCAAUUUUUUACAUCAAAUGUGAAGCAGCUUUUUAGUUUGGGAGAGUUGUCCUUUUGAAGAAACCACAGUUUGUGUAUGUAACAGGAAAAAAACCCUGCAUGUUCCAACUUUUACUUUCAUUCUCAAAAUCCACAAUAAAUCCAUUUUCCUACUUUGAGG
Molecule: messenger RNA, 5222 nt
Organism: Xyrichtys novacula (pearly razorfish)
Lineage: Eukaryota; Metazoa; Chordata; Actinopteri; Labriformes; Labridae
Source: the annotation of a GenBank genome assembly